Messenger RNA from Myotis davidii, 2755 nucleotides. RefSeq names its product DDB1 and CUL4 associated factor 5 (gene DCAF5). NCBI's taxonomy places the organism in Eukaryota, Metazoa, Chordata, Mammalia, Chiroptera, Vespertilionidae. Gene Ontology annotation, molecular function: protein binding. The record is from RefSeq and is a predicted model, not a curated record. Gene Ontology annotation, biological process: negative regulation of fatty acid biosynthetic process. Gene Ontology annotation, cellular component: cytoplasm; Cul4-RING E3 ubiquitin ligase complex.
CUCUCAGGAGGAGAUGAUCGCCGGGUUCUGCUAUGGCACAUGGAACAAGCUAUCCACUCCAGAGUCAAGCCCAUACAGCUUAAAGGAGAGCAUCAUUCUAACAUUUUCUGCCUGGCUUUCAACAGUGGGAACACCAAAGUAUUCUCUGGAGGAAAUGAUGAACAAGUUAUCCUCCAUGAUGUUGAAAGCAGCGAGACCUUGGACGUGUUUGCUCACGAAGAUGCAGUAUAUGGCUUGUCAGUAAGCCCAGUGAAUGACAACAUUUUUGCCAGCUCCUCAGAUGAUGGCCGGGUUCUCAUCUGGGACAUCCGGGAGUCUCCCCAUGGAGAGCCUUUUUGCCUGGCAAACUAUCCAUCAGCCUUUCACAGUGUCAUGUUUAACCCUGUGGAGCCCAGGUUGUUGGCCACAGCCAAUUCAAAGGAAGGAGUGGGACUCUGGGAUAUUCGAAAACCUCAGAGUUCUCUCCUACGCUAUGGUGGCAACCUGUCCCUUCAAAGUGCCAUGAGUGUGCGAUUCAACAGCAACGGGACUCAGCUCCUGGCCCUGAGGCGUCGCCUGCCCCCUGUGCUUUAUGACAUCCACUCCCGCCUGCCUGUGUUCCAGUUUGACAAUCAGGGUUACUUCAACUCUUGUACCAUGAAAAGCUGCUGUUUUGCAGGAGAUCGUGACCAGUAUAUCCUUUCAGGCUCUGAUGACUUCAACCUGUACAUGUGGAGAAUUCCUGCAGAUCCAGAAGCAGGUGGCAUUGGUAGAGUGGUCAACGGAGCCUUCAUGGUGCUGAAAGGGCAUCGGUCUAUUGUUAACCAGGUCCGAUUUAACCCCCACACCUACAUGAUCUGCUCUUCUGGUGUAGAAAAGAUUAUCAAGAUCUGGAGCCCGUACAAGCAGCCAGGAUGUACCGGAGACCUUGACGGUCGGAUUGAGGAUGAUUCCCGCUGCCUCUACACCCACGAAGAGUACAGCAGCCUUGUGCUGAACAGUGGGAGUGGCCUGUCGCACGACUCCAACCAGUCUGUGCAGGAGGACCCCCGGAUAAGGGCCUUCUUUGACUCGCUGGUGCGCUGCGAGAUCGAGGGCUGGAGCUCUGACUCUGACAGCGACCUGAGCGAGAGCACCAUCCUCCAGCUGCACGCGGGGGUCAGCGAGCGCUCAGGUUAUACCGACUCCGAGUCCUCGGCCUCGCUGCCCCGCUCCCCGCCACCUACAGUGGAGGAGUCUGCAGACAGCGCCUUCCACCUGGGGCCCCUGCGGGUCACCACCUCGAACGCAGUGGCCGCAACUCCUCCGCCACCCGCUUGCAAGGAUGCAACUUCCCGCCAGCAGUGCCUGUCGACUCUGCGGCGCUACCAGGACAAACGCCUCCUGGCGCUCUCCAAUGAGUCGGACUCUGAAGAAAAUGCCUGUGAGGUUGAACUGGACACGGAUCUCUUCCCCCGGCCUCGGUCUCCCAGUCCCGAAGAUGAGUCCAGCAGCUCCAGCAGCUCUAGUAGCUCUGAGGACGAGGAGGAACUGAAUGAACGCCGAACGUCCACCCGGCAGCGGAAUGCCAUGCGGCGCAGGCAAAAGGCGCCCCGAGAAGAGAAGCCCAGCGCCCCACCCAAGCCCGCCAACACCUACAUUGGAGAAGACAACUAUGAUUAUCCCCAGAUCAAAGUGGAUGACCUCUCCUCCUCCCCCACCUCCUCUCCUGAGCGGAGCACUUCCGCUCUGGAGAUGCAGCCAGGCCGGGCAUCACCAACUUCAGACAUUGAGUCAGUGGAGUGCAAGAUUUAUAAAGCUUACAAGUGGCUCCGCUACUCCUAUAUCUCCUACUCAAAUAAGGAUGGAGAGAGCUCCCUGGUGUCUGGGAAAGCAGACGAAGGGAGUGCGGGAACCAGCCAUAAGGACAGCCCAGGCCCUUCCUCCAGUAAGGAAACCUGUCUAAACACCUUGGGGGCCCAAAGGAACCAGGACCUACCCCCUGAAGGCUGCAGCAAGGAUGCUUUAAAAGAAGGAACUUCUGCUAAAAAUCCCAGCAUUGCCCCAGGCCAUGAGCACAGUGGCCACUCUCGGGCAGAGGCACCAGAGGACACCGCUCCGGACACUAACAACAGUGGCUCCGUAGAACACUCUUUUGAAACCAAGAAGCUCAGUGGAAAGGCUCUGAGCAAGGCCCUGAGCAGCCGGGCCGAGGAGCCGCCUUCUCCUCCUGUCCCCAAGGCAUCUGGCUCUACUCUCAACAGUGAGUCUGGCAACUGUCCCAGGACCCAAUCUGACGACAGUGAAGAGAGAAGCCUCGAAACCAUCAGUGCCAACCACAAUAAUGGACGCUUACACCCUCGCCCCCCUCACCCUCACAACAAUGGACAGAACUUUGGGGAGCUGGAAGCAGUGGCCUGCUCUUCUCCAGGACAUUCAGACAAUGACCAUAACUUGUCCUUCACAGGGGGACUCCUACACAAAGAUCGUUGUGGGUCUGAAAUGGCCUGUGAGACCCCCAGUGCUGGAAUGAGAGAGGACCCCACUGACUCCCCAGGCAUAGACAGCAGCAGGGCUGUUCAUGGCCAUGGUGGCCUCAAAAGGCACCGAGUCGAAUUGGAAGAUACAGAUUCAGAGAAUUCCUCCUCAGAGAAGAAACUAAAAACAUGAUAAAUACAAAGGGAAAACAAAAAGCUACAAAAAGGAGCUUUACAAAAAAAUUUUUAAUCCUGUUUAGUGAAUACAGAGGAAAGGAAAAAAAGUAUUAAAGGCACAUAAAACCAGGGCCUGAAUUUUG